AUGCAAACAAAACAGCCGGGAACGCAUAUCAAGCUGACGAACGUGUCCAUCGUACGGAUCAAGAAGGGCGGGAAGCGCUUUGAGAUCGCAUGCUACAAGAACAAGGUCAACGAGUUCCGUUCCGGGGUGGAGAAGGAUCUCUCUGAAGUCCUGCAAAUCGAGCAGAUCUUCACCAAUGUCCCCAAGGGCCAAGUAGCCAAGAAGGACGACUGGACCAAAGCCUUCAAGAACGAGGACAUGGACGCGGUCAUUGAGGAGAUUCUGCGCAAGGGCGAGUUGCAGGUCAACAACCUGGAGCGGGGGGCUCAACUCGCGUCGCUGUCCCGUGAGAUCGCGACCAUGGUCACGGAGAUGACGGUCGACCCUACCACUGGGCGAAAGCAUACCGUGGGCAUGGUGGAGAAGGCCAUGGCCGAGUUGGGGUAUAGCGUGCGUGGGGAUAAGACGGCGAAGGCGCAGGCGCUCGACCUUAUUCGCCAGCUUGGGGCCGACUCAAUUCUGCCCGUGCAGAGGGUACGCAUGCGCGUGCGGAUUACCAUGCCUGCAAAAGAUGGGAAACGCGUCAAGGACAAGGUCGUUGCACUUAUUGAUGAGGUCGAAGAGGAAGAUAUCGGCGCCGAGUGGGAGGCUAUUGUGCGCGUGGAUCCCGGAGCUUUCCGCGCUAUCAACGAGCUCGUCUCUAAUGAGAGUAAGGGCAAGGGACGGGUGGAGAGCAUGGGAUCGGUUAGCACGUAG
Molecule: messenger RNA, 735 nt
Organism: Cutaneotrichosporon cavernicola
Lineage: Eukaryota; Fungi; Basidiomycota; Tremellomycetes; Trichosporonales; Trichosporonaceae
Exons: 4
Coding region: 1-735 (244 amino acids)
Biological process (GO): cytosolic ribosome assembly; ribosome biogenesis
Source: RefSeq, a predicted model, not a curated record